This is a messenger RNA of Gracilinanus agilis (Agile Gracile Mouse Opossum), 2491 nucleotides long. RefSeq names its product transmembrane protein 25 (gene TMEM25). Gene Ontology annotation, biological process: negative regulation of excitatory postsynaptic potential. The record is from RefSeq and is a predicted model, not a curated record. Lineage: Eukaryota; Metazoa; Chordata; Mammalia; Didelphimorphia; Didelphidae.
AUGCCCAGGGGAUGGCUCAGGCCCCGGAGAGGGGCUGUCUACUACAGGGACGUCCCUGGAAACUCCCCCCUCCCACUGCCCAGAGGCCUUGCCUGCUACUUAGAACGGGUCCCAAAGCUGAGCCCUCCCCGAAUCCCAUGCCUUGCCCCCCUCAUGGACGUGCAGAGAGAAGGAGAGACCAAAGGCUGGGAAAGAGGGCAGAGGACAGGAUGUGGCCUGAAAGAGACUGGAGUGGGAGGAGACACUCAGGGACCCCCCUUUACUUGCUUGUGCCCCUCCCCUCUGCCCCGCCGGACCCAAAGCGGGUUCAAACAGGGGUGGACCACGAUGCUUUCCUGGAUCUUCCCUGCUCUCCCUCCCACACUGCUGCUAGUUCUGGCACUGCUGGGUUCAGGGCAGGGGGAGCUGGCACCUCAGAUUGAUGGGCGGACAUGGGCAGAGCGAGCACUGAGAGAGAAUGAACGACAUGCCUUCACCUGCCAGGUGGAAGGUGGCCAUGACUCUCCGAGGUUGGCCUGGUACCUGGAUGGACAAUUGCAGGAGGCCAACACUUCGAGGCUGCUGAGUGUGGGUGGGGAGGCCUUUACAGGGAGCACCAGCACUUUUACAAUCACUGCCCAGAGGGCUCAACAUGAGUUGAACUGCUCCUUGCAGGAUCCAGACACCAAGAGGGUGGCCAAUGCUUCUGUCAUCCUCAAUGUGCAGUUCAAACCAGAGAUUGCCCAGGUUGGGGCCAAGUACCAAGAGGCCCAGGGCCCAGGGCUCUUAGUUGUCCUGUUUGCCCUGGUACGUGCCAACCCACCUGCCAAUGUCACCUGGAUUGACCGGGAUGGACCUGUGACUGUCAACACUUCUGACUUCCUGGUGUUGGAUGCCCAGAGCUACCCCUGGCUCACCAACCACACUGUGCAGCUACAGCUACACAGCCUGGCCCAAAACCUCUCUGUGGUGGCUAGCAAUGGCGUGGGUGUCACUAGUUCUUCUCUGCCAGCCCCAGGGCUCCUGGCCACCCAGGUGGAAGUGCCAAUGCUGGGCAUUGUUGUAGCUGGAGCCCUUGCCCUGGGUACUCUGGUUGGCUUUAGCACCCUGGUGGCCUGCCUGGUCUGCAGGAAGGACAAAAAGACUACAGGAACCUCUCGGCGACCAUCUCUCCUCUCCAGUGACUCCAACAAUCUGAAGCUCAACAAUGUGCGACUGCCCCGGGAAAACAUGUCCCUCCCCUCCAACCUGCAACUCAAUGAUCUCACUCCAAAUUCCAAAGGUGGUGUGUAUUUUGUUGUGGUCAGACCAUACCCAAAGUGUAUUGCCAAACCAGCUGAUGGACAGAUACCACAGAACACCAGGAGGCCUGACAUUCUGGACCCGGAGAAUGGUGUCCUUUUCACCAGCCAAGGUUUUGUACAUCUUCCGAUGCUGGGCUACAUCUAUCGGGCAUCUAGUAUGAGCAGUGAUGAGAUUUGGCUGUGAGCAAGAGGGCAGGAUAAAUGGAGGUCCUUUCUGUCCCUUGGAAGCCCUUCACUCCUCUCCUGAGCCUGCCCUUUCCCUCCUGGCUAGAGAGGGAAAUUUUGUUACCCAUAUGAGUUUGACUGGUAUCAUUUGGACCUCAAAUUGGGAUUGGAUGCUCUUCGGAAUGGGGUUGAGGCUGCCCAUGAGAACUAGUCACUUCAUUUUAACUCAAGUUGGUCUUGAGGCUUGGACACAAUGCAAUGAAUACCCAAGCUGAAUGCAGCUAUGCUCAAAUAGCACGUAACUGUCUGGAGAGGGCAUGCCAUUUCCUGACACCUCAAAACCCUACCCCUGUGCUUCUUUAGCACUUUAUACAAUGGAUAUGGGGAGCAUGCCAAGCUAGGUAGACAAGGAGGAUGCUGCAUGUCCUGGGCACAGCCCCUUACUCCUCUGUUGACCAUCUAGGUCUCACCCCGACCAGGCAAAAAUUAAACUGUCCCUUCUUUGUGUGCCAAACCUGGCACACUCGCAUGGGUUAAGCUAAGCACAACCUUAUCCUUUUGGCUGAUAGCCAUCCUGUCUGCAUCUGCUUCCUCAUGGGUACCACAUAUAGUGAGUGGUAGAGGUGGGAGGUGGGCUUUCCUUACCUCCUCGAUAGACCAAAAGCAUCUUUAGUGUAAGCACUAUCAGUUACUGGGCCUCAGCACAAGUUAAGAGGGAGGGAGGCCUAGUAAUGCCCUCCAGAGGGCAUGAAGCUAUGCAUCUGUUCCUGCAAUGUCAGCACUUUAAGAAUGUCCUGUAGGGGAGGGGGCAUGACUAAGAGCCCCCAGGGCUUUUACUUUUUCUCUACUGUUUCUCCUGUAUUUGAAGGUUCCUAGUGAUUCACUGUGAGUGCUCUGGGCCCAACAGGGCUAAGGUUUCCCUCAUCAAAACUGCUCUGCCUUCUCCUAUUCUUGUGUUCUAUUUAUCUCACUCCCACCCUCUCCAAUCCUCCUGCAAUGACUGUCUGGAAUCCAUCCUUUGGCAGCAAUAAACCAAGUGUUCU